This is a messenger RNA of Xiphias gladius (swordfish), 3732 nucleotides long. It is a transcript of the gene kcnk18, whose product is annotated as potassium channel, subfamily K, member 18. The transcript is spliced from 3 exons. NCBI's taxonomy places the organism in Eukaryota, Metazoa, Chordata, Actinopteri, Istiophoriformes, Xiphiidae. Gene Ontology annotation, biological process: potassium ion transmembrane transport; stabilization of membrane potential. The record is from RefSeq and is a predicted model, not a curated record. Gene Ontology annotation, cellular component: membrane. The coding region runs from base 106 to 1332 and encodes 408 amino acids. Gene Ontology annotation, molecular function: potassium ion leak channel activity.
GAUUACUGCCUCAGUUGCCUCCGCGCACGUUGGUGGAGCAUAAGCUGGUGUAGCUAAGCUGACGGACGCACAGCCGCCUUCCACACAUACUGCUGGAAUAGGUGGAUGCGGAAGAAGAAAAUGUCAGUGGCAGUGAAGAGAGGAAUAAGCGCUAGAGCCGAGUCCAGAAAAUGCGCCGCGCGUUUCUGGAGGCUCUUUCCUCACCUUUUGCUGUGUCUGUCUCUGGUUGUAUAUGCUGCGCUGGGUGCGCUCAUGUUCCAGUACAUUGAAGGAGGGAGCGAGUUCACUACCCAGCUGGAGUACCAUGAGUUCCUGGGUCAGAUUGUCAGCACCGUUCAGAGCCUCACCGAUAACGCCACCUGCGCGCAUCAAUGCAUACUGGAGCAAGUGGAGACUAAGAUGCAAUAUAGCUUCAAGUCUUUAUGGCUCCAGAGACCUGACAGAUGGGAUUUUUUUGGCUCCAUGUUCUUCUGCUGCACUGUAUUCACAACAGUUGGGUAUGGGGAGAUCUAUCCAGUUACCCUGCCUGGUAAGGUGGUGUGUGUCUUGUAUGCCAUGGUGGGCAUCCCUCUCAUGCUUCUGGUCAUUCUUGAUGUGGGAGACUUCCUUGCUAUGCUUAUGUCCAGAGCAUAUGUCCGCAUUCACACCCUCUACAAAAUCCUCCAAUCCCACACCUGGUCACCGUGGAAGGCUCAUAAGAGGGCAGCGGAGUCGAGCCACUGGGCCCUGGAGGAUGGUACCUUUGUUUUCAGCCAUGAGGUUGUGAUCCGUGAACCCCUUGACAUCCGACAGGUGCUACACAGCCAGGUGGAUGUACGGCACAAGUCCAUCCAGCUCCAAAACAACAAAGAGAUCUUUGAGAAGAUUCUCGCCAGGGAGAAUUUACUUAGAAAGGGUCCAUUGCUCAGGACCCUCUCCUGCCCGGAGCUAGACCGGCUGCCACCACCACCCAAAGGAUAUGCCAUAUGGGACUUCACAGGGUUAGGCGAUGGAAUGGAAAUGCUAGAUGUACCCUUUGUGCUGAUUCUUUUCAUUGUAUUCGCCUACAUUUUCUUUGUUGGUUUGAUUCUGCCGCUGUGGGAAACUGAAUUCAAGGGCUUUGACCCCUACUACUUCUGCUUCAUCACGCUCACUACCAUAGGUUUUGGCGACAUUGUACCCAAUCACCCCAAGUACUUCAUGCUUACCUCACUCUUCAUCAUUGUUGGCAUGGCCAUCAUGUCCAUGGCUUUUAAGCUGGGCCAAACACGAAUUGUAAGCUGCUACCGCCAGUGCAUCAAGUUCAUCAGCAGGGGAAAUGUGGAGACUUUAGAAAAUGAAGAGAAUGACUAAGUCACCAAGAGAAUUGACUCAUGUCCAAGAGAUGAACAAGCUCAUAGUCCUGGCUUUGAAACAGGCCCAAAAUGGGAGUCUGUGGGAACUUGUCCAGUGUAUUCUUUGUGCUGGUUUUUCCAUUAUAAGCAUGAGCAAAAUAAAAAAUGUGCAUGUGCCAAACGCUUUUGCCCAGUGAAGGAGGGUGAUAUUCAAAAUGAUUCCUAUCUAGAGAACUUCAAAUUCUGCAUAUCUAAAUACAGUAUAUAGCCAACGAAUGACUGUUAGUUGUGCUCCAGUAAUUGUACUGCUUACAAUAAUACAGAGGAUGGACAAAAUAGUGUUGCAUUUGCUUAUAACUCAGAAUUCUGGAUUUCUUACUCCUUUCUUAAAAAAAAUCAAAUGAAAUGCCUUUCAAGUUCAUUCUUGUUUGUUCUUUUAAACUUCAAUUUAUAAAAUAAUGUCAAAUUAAUAUGGCUACCCAUACAGUCAGCAAAUAUUACAUUUUAUAGACUGUAAUAUUAGCCCUAAAGUUAGGGCUAGGGUCAGGGUCUUGACUGUAUACUGUUAAGGUGCUUACUUAAGGUGACAAUCUUUUCUACAUUGGUAGCUCAAAUGUACAGAGGUCGGCAAUGAUGCAUUUCCUACUCUGACUAUAAAUGAACAAAAUCACAAUUAUAAAAAACUUUUCAACUUAGUGGCCAUUAGUAGGAUUGCCCAAUAAUAGUGACAUUACGUUUGAUUCUGGAGCUUUGAAGAGUGUGUGGAGUGGGAAGGGUGGUUUCUGUUGAUGUACUGUGUUGUAGAUUGUUUUGCUUGUUGAAUAUGGCAUCUUCGGUUUUGCCAAUUUUGGGUGUACAACAGCAUUGGUUCUGGGUGCACUUUGACGCUGGCUGGCACUUUGAAGGUUUAAGUGGGAAAACCCUCGAAACCCAGGGCCUUAUUUAUCAAAGCAUGUUUAGAACAAAGGCUAGGAAGUGUCUAUACUUUACUGAAUAAGCAAUGAUUAAGUCUCACCUAUUUUAUCUUCUUGUGCACGUACAGGCUCAUUUACAUAAAGACCCAAUACAGAAUGCCAUAUAUUGUUAACUAACUCCCAUUGAAAGUUCUAGUAGUUUUAAUUUAGAGUCAUGUGUUAUAUCACACAUGAAAGAUAAAGACAAAAAAAUAUCGCGCACAGGGAGGUUAAGAUACUGUGGCAUUCCAAGAGCAAGCUUGUGGGAAAGCUUCCCAGCAUCCACCAGAGCAAAUGGAUUUAUGGCCAAAAGUCAAAUUUUUGUACGUUUCAGGUUAUUAGUGGUGUUAUUAAAUUUUACAUUACUACAAGCAAAUGUAGUUAGACAGCAAGUGACGUGGUGUAAACAAUUUAAUGUCAAGAUCUCACUACUUGGUGGUAAUGAUGAUGUGUCUCUUGUUACCCAAUAAAUAUUCUCAAACGUUGAACUUUCUCUCCAUUAACAUCUCAGUUCAAUGCAAUUUAUAGAUUUCCAAUUUGUUUUGAUUUGCCUUUUUGUCGUUUUACUUUUUAAAAAUGCAUAUCUUAACAAUUUACUGUAUUAUUUGUAAUUUAGGAAUGCCUGCUGUUAUACCUAUGUACUACCAGGGUUUUGUUGGUCCUUAAGGUCAGUAGGGGUUCUAAAUAUAUGAACAUCCUCAAACACAACAAGAAAUUAAUGUGUAAAAAUUAACCUUCGCAUGGUUGAUAAAUGACGUACCCUCUGAGUUUGUAGUAGAGGAGGUUGGAGCAGAAUUUAUCAGUAUUUUGUUGAGAUGGGACAGCAGCUAAGUACGUAUUUGUCUUAUACUGUAUUUCGCGUAGAUUUCUCCCAACAAAGUAUAUGUAUGUAACUUUUUAUGAAAAUAUAAAUGAUUAAAUUAUAUAAAAAUAUAAUAUUUAUGUCACAAAGACAUUAGACCACGGUCUAAUUAUGUUUUAUUAUUGUUACCCAAUUAAAGUUUUGUACAGUGGUCCUGAGAGAUCAACAAACUGCAACUUACUGUAGAAAAAACAUUCAGAUAUACAGAACAAAAGCAAAUUCAGAAAACAUCUUCACCAAUUUCACAGCACAUGCUCAGGAUUUCGAAAAAAAUGCUGCAGUGAGAAAACAGAAAUAUUUUGCAAACACAAUUCUCUGUCUUUCCAACAAAAAUUUCAUAUUAAAAAGACUCAAAACCAUUUAUUAACUAUUAACACACUACUUAUAAAUGCUAAACAGGGGUAUUGCUGUUAUAUAAUAUAAAAUGUAUAUUAUUCUUGUGAGUGAAGGAAAGAUUAACAUUUCAGUCGUGGAAUUUGUAUAAGUGUAAAAAUAAAUCAUCAUGUAAUGGACUUCAUAUAAGAACAUUUACUCUUGCCUACUUGAACCUGUGUUAACUUUUUUUUGGCUAGACUACAACAGUGGGGCCAGCCUUAUAAACGGG